This is a messenger RNA of Oryzias latipes (Japanese medaka), 1211 nucleotides long. RefSeq names its product cysteine-rich protein 2-like (gene crip2l). NCBI's taxonomy places the organism in Eukaryota, Metazoa, Chordata, Actinopteri, Beloniformes, Adrianichthyidae. The record is from RefSeq and is a predicted model, not a curated record.
GGGCGGAGUUACACUGAGGGAGCGAGCGGAGGGCGAAUGUGAGUCUCCUCGUCAUCGUUUGUUCAUCUGCAGCAUCCUCAGAGGUGUGUCUGCGCGCGCGGGCUGCAGACAAACAAACCGACUGAAAGAAAUCAUCUGCCCCAACUGAUGAUGGCGUCAAAAUGCCCAAAAUGCGACAAGACUGUCUAUUUCGCGGAGAAGGUGUCAUCUUUGGGUAAAGACUGGCACAAGUUCUGUCUGAAAUGUGAGCGCUGCAGCAAAACAUUGAAUCCAGGAGGUCAUGCUGAGCAUGAUGGAAAGCCCUACUGCCACAAGCCCUGUUACGCCGCCCUCUUUGGACCAAAAGGUGUCAACAUAGGAGGUGCUGGUUCUUACGUGUAUGACGCCACUGCCAACGAAGCACCUGCAGCGGUUUCCAUGGAAACGGACUCCAAACCAGAGGAGAAAAAAGCUUCGGGACGUGGGCCCGUGAAGGCUGCAAGCUUCUCAUCCUUCUCUGGAGGCCCCAACAUUUGCCCCAGAUGCAACAAAACUGUAUAUUUCGCUGAGAAGGUGUCGUCUCUGGGGAAGAACUGGCAUCGGCCUUGUCUGCGCUGUGAGAGAUGCAGUAAGACUCUGGCACCAGGAAGCCAUGCAGAGCAUGAUGGACAACCUUACUGCCACAAACCAUGCUACGCUGUGCUGUUCGGGCCCAAAGGCGUUAACACAGGAGGCGUUGGAAGCUACAUCUACGACGAUCCUGAAGCCAAAGAAGAGCCUUAAAGCCUCGGUGCUGCUUCCAAAACAGACGUCCUGGAGUUUCCCUCGUUUGCCGUCAUGGCCACUCUGACAAAUGAUCUGAUUUACGCUACCAGUGAUAGAUAAAUUUUUAUUGUAUUGGUUUACUGAUUUGUAUUUAAAUAACCACCCAUGACGUUCAAAUUUGCCGUUUAGUUUGUCGGUUCUCUUUGCCAAUUGGUCAUAAGGGAUUAUUAUAGUGAGUUAAAGCUCUGGUGUUGUUCUUUUUGAACAGUAGUUUGUGCAGAUAUGUGAGCUCUUACCACAUGUACUGGGUGAAAAUAUGAAGUAUCUAUUCUCCGUUUUAUUGUUUAGUUUAACUUAGCUUUUAAAAGAAACAGGAUGUCGUUGUGAUUAAUGCAUCUGAAGUUUGUGCAGCCUGGGUGAUCUUGAUCAUGUUUUAUACAAUUAAAGUUAGUUUUAGAAAACCUGAA